Messenger RNA from Oikopleura dioica, 1962 nucleotides. The record is from the annotation of a GenBank genome assembly. NCBI's taxonomy places the organism in Eukaryota, Metazoa, Chordata, Appendicularia, Copelata, Oikopleuridae.
AUGGGUGAGAAGAAAGCUGGGUUGACAGCAGAAGGGGACACUUUCCAGCUGGAUGGAAAGGAUUUUAGGAUUUUGAGUGGCGCGAUUCAUUAUUUUAGAAUACCAAAGCAAUCCUGGAAGCAUCGACUUCAAUCUGUUGUUGAUUGUGGAUUGAACACCAUUGAUGUCUAUAUUCCAUGGAAUCGCCACGAGAAAGAGCGUGGGAAUUUCGAUUUCGGAGGCGAGCUCGAUCUUGUUGAGUUCUUUUCAAUCGCGGCGGAAAUGGGAUUGAAAGUUCUUUGUCGUCCAGGCCCUUACAUCUGCUCGGAGUGGGACUGGGGUGGACUGCCCUACUGGCUGCUCAAAGAUGCCGAUAUGCACAUCCGCUCGAACUACUCGGGCUAUCAAGACGCCGUCCGAUCUUACUUCUCAAAAUUGCUUCCUCUCCUUGCUCCUUUACAACAUUCCAAUGGCGGGCCAAUAAUCGCUUUUCAAGUGGAGAACGAAUACGGAGACUACGUGGACAAAGACAUCGAACACUUGCCCUGGCUCUCUGACCUUAUGAAAGAGUUUGGACUCCACGAGCUUUUUUUCAUCUCAGACGGUGGUCAUACGAUUCGAAAAGCAAAUAUGCUAAAGGAAGCGCAGGAAAAAGCUCCCGAAGGCGUCAUUCUCGGCGGCUACAAAAUGCCCGACGAUCUCUUAAAAACCAUCAACUUCAAAUACCUCAAUGUGGAAAAACUCACGAAAUCAACGCCGAUCUGCGACAACUUGCACGCGCUAAAAAGCCUUCAGCCUAACAGGCCAAUGCUCGUCACUGAAUUCUGGGCUGGUUGGUUCGACUACUGGGGACACGACAGAAAUCUGCUCAACAAUGAAGUUUUUGAAAAAACUCUCAAGGAAAUUUUAAAGCGAGGCGCGAGUGUGAAUUUUUACAUGUUUCAUGGAGGCACCAAUUUUGGUUUCAUGAACGGAGCGAUUGAACUGGAGAAGGGUUAUUACACCGCAGAUGUGACCAGCUAUGAUUACGAUUGUCCGGUUGAUGAGAGCGGCAAUAGAACGGAAAAGUGGGAGAUUAUCAGAAAAUGCAUCGGAGAAGCAACAAGUGAAAAAUCCUCCUCGGAAGUGUUCAAAAACGAGUCGGAAGCGUAUGGCGAGUUUGAAGUAGAAAAAACCUCAAAAUUGUCAGAACUCGGCGAAGGAAAAGAAUUCGAAGAGCCAACAAACAUGGAAAAUCUCGACCAAGCUUUUGGAUACACUUCUUACUCAGUUUUCAUCGAACAGCCGUCUCUCGAAAAAACGCAAAAAGAGAGUGAAGAUGAAGUUAAAAACAUAGAAGACGAAACAGUUGAGCCAGUCAUCUUCAAAAAUCUUCUCAGAUCGAUUCGAGGCCGUUAUCGCGUUUUCUUUUCUGCUCCAGGAGGGGAGAAAUCAGAAGUGUUCUGCAACCAAUUACUGUCUGAAAAAUGCUGUAAUCAAGACGAGUUUGAAGCGACAGAGCAUUUUUCAGCAGAAAGAAGAUCGUUUUUAGUCGAGUUCCUUGUCGAGAAUCCAGGAAGAGUUAAUUUUAGUAACCUGAAAGAUCAAAGGAUGGGAAUGCUCUCAGCUCCUGAUCUUGUUGGAGCCGAGUACAUUUCGUCGUGGAAUAUCUGUUCUUAUCCGCUAGAUCAGCAGCAAAUAUCGUCGAUUUCUUGGAAUGACGCUGAUUCUGAAAAUGUCAAAAUGCUGCCUUCAUUUUUCAAGACUACAGUUAAAAUCAACGAAGAGCCAAAAGAUACUUUCAUCUUAAUGACAGGAUGGUCAAAAGGCGUCGUUUUUGUCAACGGAAGAAAUCUUGGUCGAUACUGGGUGACUAAAGGACCUCAAAAGACACUGUAUUUGCCCGCUUCUUGGUUACAAUCCGGCGAAAAUGAGAUUAUUUGGUUGGAAGAAGAAAAACUCGGAAAAUCUUUUCAACUGCUUUCUUCUCCGGACCUAGGAUAA